Molecule: messenger RNA, 3123 nt
Organism: Prorocentrum cordatum
Lineage: Eukaryota; Dinophyceae; Prorocentrales; Prorocentraceae
Source: the annotation of a GenBank genome assembly
AUAGUCCGGGACUUCAUCGCAAACAGGUGGGGCAAUUUCUUCCGAAAGCAUGCGAACGAUUGUUGGCUAUUCUAUUACAGCUCCGACAGCACUCCCGUGAUUACACGAAAACGCGUGUGCUCGGGCAUCACCAUCUGGCAAGUGGUCAGGAAACCGAAAGUUGCAAACCAUUUCUUGAUAGAGAAAGCGUUUGCCGCUGCUGGCAGCGAGGUCGCUUAUUUCAUGACGGAGCCCACUGCGAUACAUGACACUUGCGCGGAUACGCACCUUGCUUGUUUGAGGCGCUUCGUCCGUUUACCUUCGGAGGUUGGCCACGUCGGGGGCGCAGUGCACGCUUUCGUUUUCGACGGCGCCAUCAAAUCCGGAAUGGCGAGGCGCAUCCAGCAGCUAGCCCGGGCGCUUGAGAUCAGUGAGGGGGAAGAUCUGGAAGAACACGUUGCGUUCCAGCGCAGGUGCGUGCGCUUGUGGUUGUUCCAUUCUGACAUGUCCCACGUGUGCCACAAUGCGUUUAAGAGUAGCAUAUCAGAGUGCAUCAAUGACCCGCUAAUAAUGCGUAGCGCAUGGAUUUGCUUCGAGUCGCUCAAGAACUCAACCGAGCUUUUGCACGCACAUUUCGACGCGUGGUUCGAUUCUGUUGUCAUGUACGAGGAUUGGGACCAGGACGUAUGCAGGGAUACGUGGAGUCUCCUGGGGCUCGAGAAGGAGUGGUUGGAAUUGGCAGUGCUUCUCCGGAUUCGAUACCACGACGGACAUCUCCGAAUAGCAACUCGCUUCCAGCACUUCGACGUCCUUCAGUUCGUGAAGACCUUUGCAGUCAAAGUGUGGAGGUUCAAGACGUGGACAGACAGCAGGUGGGCAACUAUAGGGUCCAGUGGGCGCACUCUGAUUGGUUGCCAGCUUGUCGGUUUACAGAGUUUGGUGCACUACAUCUGCACGAGAACCAAGGCGAGCAAAUACCAUAUAGGAGGCUUCUUCAAGCACAUAUCACCGCAAGUGCUGCGAAUGUGCAUGGUCGUUGCAACUGCGUCGCCGUGUUCGGACAAAGUGCUCCUACUCCUCGCCAAGGACGACCGUUUGCCGAAGAUGCUGACGACCAUCGAUGCGGAGAUUGCUAAUGCCAUCGGUCGGCUGGAGAAUAUCUCUUUUCCAGUGUGGCAGGCGCUCUCGGCGUGCGCUGGCCUGCAAGUGGGCGACGCGCGCAAUUGCGCCAUCUCCGCGGCAUGGGCUGCUGCAUCGCACAUGAACAGCCGAUUCCGCGAAGCCCGGCGCUUGCCGUACACGUUGCUGCAGGGGGACCGCGUCAGGAACCUGGAGGAGCUGACGAGAGGCGCGCGACCCGACGAGGACAAUUCUGGACGCAUCUGGGACGGGUUGGUGUGCGGGGGCAUGCAGGCAGCGCACUACUUGGAGUUGCUCGCAGCCGUGGACCGAGCUGGUUGGACAUCCAACGUCACCGAGCAGGGGCACGUCAGCAUAGCGGGCCCCAUGCGCAUGCACAGGAACACCGAGGCGAACGUGGCCAUGGCGCGUUCCUCAAUCGUUCAGUUUCGGCCUCUUCUCGGGGAUCAGUCGAUCGAUGCCCGCAUUGCCCGCCUCAAGAGGAAGGCUGAUGCGUUGGAUCAUCACAACCCGAAUUGUUUCGCAGGGCGGCAGAUGUACUUCAAGCAGCUGAAUGGCGAGGUUGGGCGGCAGCGGGAUGAAGGUCGGGACGUCGGCCCGAAUGCCAGCGGCGCGAUCAUGGAGAAACACGGGGAUCGAUGGGCCAAGUUGGACCCUGCCCAGAGGCGGCGUCUUGAGCAUGAGGCACAGAGAGCUCGCCCAGGCAUGUGGGCGCAGCUCCGGGAUCAGCAAAAGAGCCUGGCCGACGAGAUCCGCGCGCUGACGACGGAGCGCGACGAGCAGACGCGCCUGGGGCCGCUGCGGGUCUCAUCAUGCAUCUUGUCCAGUACGGAGCGCGACGAGUUAGAGUCCGAGUCCGCGUCCUCCCGUUUGCCCAUGGCGGACGUGCACCACCGGAGGGAGCUCCGCUCGGCGCCUAAGCCGUUGCCGCCAGCGAUGCUGAGCGCACUGAAAGACAUGCGCAACCCCGCCCCUGCCUUCAAGCGGGGGCGGCAGCAGUGGGACCGCUUGGUUGCGUACAAUCGGGAGUUCUUCAACGCGUGCGUUUGCCGUACUUCGGACGAGAACGGUUGCGAGAGGUACCUGCAGUUGAACAUGGCGUCUCAGAACCCCAUCGUGUGCGGAUUCACCGAGCUCGUGCAUUGCUCGAAGCCUGUCACCGAUGUCUCGCGCCUUGGUGAUCCAUGCUGGGGCAUGUUCUGGGCGCGCUGGUUUGCGAAGCCCGGGGAAGAGUUCAUGUUCUCUGAUGAAUGGCCUCUUGUCGGAGACCUUUCCGUCCUCGCCCCCUGCGUGAACAUUGGCCACGGCUACGUCGCGUCCAACGCGCGUUGGAAGUCGGUCGACGAGCUCACCCAGCACCUCCGCCCCGUCUCGGUUGCCCAUGACGCUGCUGGCGACGACGAUGGCGAGGAGGAGGCUUCCGAGGGAGGUGAUGGGGGUGGCCUGGAUCUCAGGUACGCGGAUUGCCCUUGGCUGGCGGACUGGCUGGAUGAUCCGGAGAAGUUCCAGCGGAUGGCGGGGCAGCCCGAUGCCGGGCGCGGGGGGGAUCUCCACGAGGUAGACGCCGAGGCUGUCAUGGACGCUCUUGACCGGGCGAGGGAAGAGUUCGCGCCGCUGGACGGCGAUGCGAGCAUGGUAGACUUCACCUGGACAGUGCGCGGCGGCCUCUGGACGCAAGCGCACGUUGGCGUCCCGUUCGAUUCACUUCGAGGACAGGCCGCCCACCAAGAUGCACGGCAAUUUUGCGUUCAGUUCGGCUUACCGAGGACGGCCACGUUCAGCAUAGACAUGUGCACCCAUGACGUCGCCCGGGUACUGGUGAGAGCGUGGUGCCAUAAGAUGCAGUGGUGGUACGACAAGUACCUGAUCGAGGGCGGUGGGUUUGAUCGGUCAGCCCAAGCGGCCGCCAUGUGCGUCGAGCCUGACGACGUUGCCCGCGUUUGGCCCCACGCCCCUCAUAGGGCGCAGCAGCGCGUCGUCGACCUGAGGGGCCUGCGACCGUAG